AUGUCGUCAAACAUUCACGUCUUCGUCCGUUUCAAAGAGCAGAGUAUUUUUGCUGGAGAAGAGAUACAAAGCAUCAUUACGUUCAAGAAUGUGGCUAACACACCAGACGACAUCACUUCGGAGACCAAGACAUGGCGUCCCAGAGGAUGGGUUCCCUUUGCAAACCCUGCCGAACAUUCAGGAGAAAGUGGAUCAUUGAGCUCGCAAACCCCUCGACUUACAGCAAUCAACAAUCAUGGAGCGAGGAAGGCAUCCAAAAGUGGUCAUCGAAACAAUGCUUCGCUCAACAUCCCGUUUAUAGCCUCCCCCGUUCCGAGAUCAGCCUCAUGGACAGCAUCUCCUGUUACUCGUUCCGGACCCGUUGAUAAUCAUCAAAGAUCAGUGUCCAUCAUCUCGCUGGGUUCUCCUGAUGCCGGAAAAGAUGAAGGACAAAGACCUACUCUCCCACAACGGUCCCGACCAACAUUAAACCAUGGCCGAUCAGCCAGUCUUCAAGUGCAGCACAGAGGGAAUGAUGAGAACUACCUUGAGCUUUCCUCAGCGUUUGGAACUCCUGAACUUCAGGCUUCUAUUCAGAACGAAGGUAACCUUCUUUCCCGCCCGCAAAAACCGCGACGGAAAGAUUGUGCAGAUGCUCAACAUGCAAGUAUUUCUGGUUCUACUGGGAGUCGAAGUCGCAAGCUCAGCCCACCUCCACAGGGUUUCAAUUUCCCUUCUGCAUCUGAAGAAACGUCACUUGCCGCUCCGCCUACUGAUCGUUCACGACCGAGCUCAAAUCCGCAGUCAACCGACGAAGCGCUUCAGACGGCGAAGUCGCUUACGCUGGAAACAAUGGGCAGUCUUGGACAGGCAAUCAAAGUUCUAGCUGGUACCAGCGUUGUUGGAAGCAAUCGAAGUAGUGGAGAUUUUCGCUCUCUCAGCAACCCGUCGCAGGAGACCUUGCUAUCGGAACAGGCUUCAAACUCAUUUGAUAGGCAUGUCUUUCGGUCUCCACCAAUGCGACAACAUUAUAGAGCGAGUUCUACCUCGAAGCCGAAAUGGAUCAGCGAAACGCUGUUGAUGGGCUAUGCUCAGGUGAAUGCCACCUUCACUUUAGACGGGGCUCUCGUGGAUCAGACACCUUUCGAAGAAGUCAAGCGUAAAGGCUUUCUAGGAGGACAGGCCGGUGGUGGUGUUGUCGGUGUUCAGACCUCCUCGAACGCUGGUGGAAUUCUUGGCGGAUUCACCCUAAACAGCAUUGGCGAGUCCCUUGGUGGUCUUCUAGGAGGAGCGGACCUGAGCAGCCUCAAAGAGAUGAAGGGGUUAGCCUCAACCCGUGCCAUCCCAUUGUUAUCCACUCCUCAAUCUCUUCUUUUCGUGGACCUGACUUUAGCUCCGGGAGAGGAGAAAAGCUUUUCAUUCCGUUACAUCCUGCCCAGAGGGCUCCCAGCCAGCUACAAGGGCACGUCUAUCAAAAUCAUGUACAAUUUGACUAUUGGUGUUCAAGUGGCUCCCAAGGCGAAGGCUGCGCAGGCGGUGAGGCGCGUUAACAUCCCAUUCAAGGUAUUCAGCGGGGUUAACGAGGACGGUGAGAUAUUUGGCCACGAUCUAAUGCAGCCGUAUGUGAUCCUGAAAGACACCGCACAAUCAGAAGCAGUCGACUCAACCUCGAAUUUCCCAGAACGAGCUCCGAAUGCACCCGGAAAAAGCACCGAGGGUUCGACCAAAGAGUUUCUGACGUAUGUCGAUAGCUUACUUAACAAGCGUCGUCGCCGUCAAUCGUCUAGCGCUACGAUUGAACCCCUUAGAUACCUCUUAACAACGAAUGGCAGCAGCAUGGCCAAGCAAGCGAUCGACAGGGCAAUCCUUCUGAGCAAGCAGAGCUCGUCUUCUCAUCAAAGCUCAAGCCGAUUUGAUAUUGCCAGAAAUGGGAAGAGGAUUGCUACGAUCGUUCUAGAUCGUACGUUGUACCGGCUGGGGGAGUCAGUGACCGCUUCAGUCGAUUUCUCCAAUCCUCAAAUGCCCUGCUAUUCUCUACGUUGCUCUCUUGAGUCCACCGAGAAUGUGAACCCAGCCCUUGCUUUGCGCUCCGCAGCAAGUAUAACACGGUUGUCAAGAAGAGUAUACCGUUUGCAAUCAGAGAACACUCUAUUCGCAGAGAGAAUAGUUUUCAGUCUGUCCAUACCGACCACUGCCUCACCUACGUUGUUGACCAGUGGUGUGAACCUGGACUGGGCAAUACGGUUUGAAUUUGUUACCACACUUGCAACGGAAUCUGUCGAUGAUAAGGAGCAAUCCGACGACAAGGAGCUCCUGGAGAGCGUUACUAAAGACGAACGCGGAACAAUAUUGGCGGCAGUAGAGACGCUGCAAUGCGAGACAUUCGAAGUUUCAAUUCCAAUCACAGUCUACGGUGAUACAAUAGUCGCAGGUACAGACGCCGAAGAGACAGUUGGCCAUCCUAUCUGA
Messenger RNA from Endocarpon pusillum Z07020, 2448 nucleotides. RefSeq lists its product as uncharacterized. NCBI's taxonomy places the organism in Eukaryota, Fungi, Ascomycota, Eurotiomycetes, Verrucariales, Verrucariaceae. The record is from RefSeq and is a predicted model, not a curated record. The transcript is spliced from 2 exons. Gene Ontology annotation, biological process: retrograde transport, endosome to Golgi. Gene Ontology annotation, cellular component: Golgi membrane; Ric1-Rgp1 guanyl-nucleotide exchange factor complex. Bases 1 to 2448 code for a protein of 815 amino acids.